This is a messenger RNA of Sabethes cyaneus, 2355 nucleotides long. RefSeq names its product trithorax group protein osa-like. Gene Ontology annotation, biological process: regulation of transcription by RNA polymerase II. The record is from RefSeq and is a predicted model, not a curated record. Gene Ontology annotation, cellular component: nucleus. Lineage: Eukaryota; Metazoa; Arthropoda; Insecta; Diptera; Culicidae. The transcript is spliced from 6 exons. Gene Ontology annotation, molecular function: DNA-binding transcription factor activity, RNA polymerase II-specific; RNA polymerase II cis-regulatory region sequence-specific DNA binding; zinc ion binding. The coding region runs from base 1 to 2355 and encodes 784 amino acids.
AUGAUCGACAACAGUUACUCGUACGUCACGCGGGACAACCUGCGCUACACAGACCUUAACGACGGCCGGUCGUACGCUCAAAUGAGUACCCUCUCGUCACCACCGUCGAUGGGAAACCGGCUCGGGGAGUACGAUCCAACGGCAUCACAUCUGACGAAUCAUCGUCCGUACGAACCGGCUCCACAGACGGCCUUCGAACGGUACGACACCAGUUAUCCACCGCAGCGAAGUAAUCUGUACUCUUCGUACGGUUACUCGCAGUCCAUCAUCGACGAAGAGCAAAAAUAUCUCGCAGCGGAACCACCGGCACCGCCGGAUGUUCAAACGGCACAGCAUCAUCUAGGUUUGACGGCCGGACCCACUGACCGUCAUCAUCCGAUGAUGAAAGUUGAAAUGGACGAAACCAGCGGACCGAUCUAUCCACGACCGAUGUACCAUUACGAUCCAACGUGCGGAACGAUGCCACCGGGCUUUUCGGCGAUCAAUCUAAGCGUUAAGGAAGCGAGUCCUCCAAUCCCGUACAAAACCAGCGGAACACCCUCUCCGAACCCGGGCAGUCGAAAACCUGACGAUCAUCGUACAAACAAAAUCUCUUCGACAAGUCCAGAACCGGGAACGAGUCCGCAUCAACGAAGUAGCCCGCAAGCAUCACUGGAUCUCAGUUCCAACAAUAGCGGUGGAACGAGUCCUCACUUCGCCCGCAACACCACGAACGGAGCAACGAAUGGAAGUAGCACCGCUGGCACCACCACUGCUGCGGCAACGAACAAUAAUAACAAUAACAACAAUACGAACAACAACAACAACAAUAACGCAGUGUAUACGAAUGACGUGCCGGAAUCGCGUACCACCUCGUCGGAAGUGGUAGGCCAAACGGAGUUUACCACUUCAGGCGAGCAGCGCCCGCUGGGAAUCGGUUUCGCCCGACCCCAGCCACCGUCCGCUUCCUACAGUCGCGAAUCCACGCCGGACAGUGGCGGUUCGUACUAUGCCGACACGUACCGCGACACCAGUGGUGAGUGCCCAUCCGUCAGCGGACCGGCAGACCGAGGAGGCCAGACCUUCUUCUCGAGCGAGAAUCUUUCUCCGUACUCUGCAGGCUACAGUCCGCACGCCAGCUACGGAAUGGUCGUACAGCCGGACUACGCCAACGGUUAUCCGGGCUACGGGCCCCCCAAUGCCUACCAGUACAGCGGACCGUACGCCAGCUCGCUCGGCACCGGCGUCUACCCGCCGUCGGUUCCGUCCGGCUAUCCGCCGAGCAGCAGCGCCAGCUUCGUGACGCCACCGGCCCUCGGGCAGCACAUCUCGCCGCACGAUAAUCUGCUGAAGGCGGGUCUCACCGGUUACCAGCGUCUCGAGCGACCACAGUUCCCCUCGCAAUCACAGGAACUGAAAUGUCCAACCCCGGGCUGCGACGGAUCCGGCCACGCAACCGGUAACUACAGCUCCCACCGGAGCCUCUCCGGUUGCCCUCGUGCAUCGAAACCUAAGAGCAAGCCCCGCGACGGACAGGAAUCCGAACCACUCAGCAGAUGUCCGAUCCCAGGCUGCGAUGGAUCCGGUCACUCGACGGGCAAAUUCCUGUCCCACCGAAGUGCGUCCGGCUGUCCGAUUGCGUUCCGCAACAAGAUGCAUAUCCUGGAGAAUGGUGGCACGAUCGAGCAGGCGAAGGCAGCGAUGGCACAGGCCGCGGCUGGCAAGUUCGAACCGUUCACCUGUCCGACGCCCGGUUGCGACGGCAACGGGCACGUAGACGGUACCUUCAGUACCCACCGAUCGGCCGCCAGCUGCCCGACGGCACAGCAAGGAGGGGGUCAGCAGGCCAGCAAGAAAGCUCGCUACAGUGACGAGGUGCUGAUGAACUCGUCGGCGACGGCCAAAUCGUUCAACGACCUGGCCACGGGUUACAAUCCGACGAAGAACGGACUGCUCGGCACUAGCGGCGGCUCGGCCAUCGUAACGGGAUCGUCUCUGGGCGGCGUUCUUGGCGGCUCAGCGUCGGAUGAUCUUCGUUCCAAAAACGAUCACUCCUCGGUCGUAAUGAGCGGCAGCGGUGGUCCAGGCAGUGGUGUGGUGGUUGGCGGAGGCGGAGGACCAGGGGGAGGCGGAGUGCCACCACAGUCGCAGCAAUCGAACGUUAUCACCGGAACAGGACAGCAGGGAACUGGCGGCGGCGGCGGCGGUGGUGAGGACAUUUUAACCUUGGACGAGGAGAUCACCGAGCUUAAGCGGGAGAAUGCCCGAGUCGAGCUGCAGAUGCUGCGGCUCAAGUCCAACAUCAACGCGAUGGAGUCCCAGCUGAACAAUAACGAGCCGAAGCUUCUCGAGAUUGGGACGCGGGGGAUCACAUGA